Molecule: messenger RNA, 871 nt
Organism: Papaver somniferum (opium poppy)
Lineage: Eukaryota; Viridiplantae; Streptophyta; Magnoliopsida; Ranunculales; Papaveraceae
Product: nuclear transcription factor Y subunit B-3-like
Exons: 1
Coding region: 92-667 (191 amino acids)
Biological process (GO): regulation of transcription by RNA polymerase II
Cellular component (GO): CCAAT-binding factor complex; nucleus
Molecular function (GO): protein heterodimerization activity; DNA-binding transcription activator activity, RNA polymerase II-specific; RNA polymerase II cis-regulatory region sequence-specific DNA binding
Source: RefSeq, a predicted model, not a curated record
UACAGUAUCUAACGGAUAUGGCAUUCUUCUCCUAAAUUUGUGCUGCAAGUUCAAGAUCAAUUAAAACCGCAAACUCCUCUGUUCUGCUUUCAUGGCGGAUUCAGACAAUGAGUCUGGUGGUGACGGUGGUGGUAACAAUGAAUUUUCUCAGAGGGAACAAGACAGAUUCUUGCCUAUAGCAAACGUGAGUAGAAUAAUGAAGAAAGCAUUACCAGCAAAUGCAAAGAUAUCAAAAGAUGCUAAAGAAACAGUACAAGAAUGUGUAUCAGAAUUUAUUAGUUUCAUUACAGGUGAAGCAUCUGAUAAAUGUCAAAGAGAGAAAAGAAAAACCAUCAAUGGUGAUGAUCUUUUGUGGGCUAUGACUACUCUUGGGUUUGAAGAAUAUGUUGAACCACUCAAAAUAUACCUUCAGAAAUUUCGUGAAAUGGAAGGUGAGAAAACUUCAUCUACCACGGGUAGUAGGCCUGACAGAGAUGGGGGAUCAGGUGGUGGUGGUGGUAAUGCUGGUGGGAAUUCUAUGGGUGGUUUUGAUGGAAGUGGUGGAGUUUAUGGUGGCGGGAUUCAACCAGGUGGUAAUAAUAUGUUGAUGAUGAUGGGUCAUCAAGGACAAGUGUAUGGUGCUGGUUCAAGUGGUGGAGUUAAGACGCCGGCUUUUCAGAACCAAUGAUGGUCUAAUGCUUUCACUUGGUGACUUGGCUGGCGCGUUCUAUACGAUCUGGGGCGUUGCCUUAGUUUCUCAUUGUCCUUGAAGCAUUUGCUAUUUAUUUGUAAAAUCGUUAUAAUUUUCUAAUCAGAAAAGAUUGAAAAAAAAAAACUUCUAGAAAUUUAUAUGAAGUAUCAAAUAUAGGGGAAGAAGUUUAUGCUUCCAAGA